Tarenaya hassleriana is the source of this 1425-nucleotide messenger RNA. RefSeq names its product glutamine synthetase nodule isozyme. Gene Ontology annotation, cellular component: cytoplasm. Gene Ontology annotation, molecular function: glutamine synthetase activity. The transcript has 11 exons. Lineage: Eukaryota; Viridiplantae; Streptophyta; Magnoliopsida; Brassicales; Cleomaceae. Bases 111 to 1181 code for a protein of 356 amino acids. The record is from RefSeq and is a predicted model, not a curated record.
UUCUCCGAAACACCACCGAGACAAGAAACACAGAAAUCAAACCCAGAAAAAAAGUGUUUUUUUUUGUGUUGUUCCUCCUAGAAGGAUCGGUCUUCCUGUUCUUCGACACCAUGAGUCUUCUAUCUGAUCUCAUUAACCUCAAUCUCUCGGACUCCACUGAGAAAAUCAUCGCUGAGUACAUAUGGGUUGGCGGCUCAGGAAUGGACAUGAGAAGCAAGGCCAGGACUCUCCCUGGACCUGUGAGUGAUCCAUCGCAGCUGCCGAAAUGGAACUACGAUGGUUCAAGCACAGGACAAGCUCCUGGCGAAGACAGUGAAGUGAUCUUAUACCCUCAAGCUAUUUUCAGAGACCCGUUUCGCCGGGGCAACAACAUUCUUGUCAUGUGUGAUACUUACACUCCUGCUGGGGAGCCGAUUCCCACAAACAAGAGAAAUGCCGCGGCCAAGAUCUUCAGCCACCCCGAUGUUGUGGCCGAGGAGACAUGGUAUGGUAUUGAGCAGGAGUACACCUUGCUGCAGAAGGAUGUGAACUGGCCUCUCGGAUGGCCCAUAGGCGGAUUCCCAGGCCCUCAGGGACCAUACUACUGUGCUGUUGGAGCCGACAAGUCUUUUGGAAGAGACAUUGUGGAUUCUCACUACAAGGCUUGCCUUUACGCCGGAAUCAACAUCAGUGGCAUCAAUGGCGAAGUCAUGCCCGGUCAGUGGGAGUUCCAAGUUGGCCCUUCUGUCGGGAUCUCGGCUGGUGAUGAACUCUGGGUCGCUCGUUACAUUUUGGAGAGGAUUACAGAGAUUGCUGGAGUGGUGCUGUCUUUCGACCCGAAACCGAUACCAGGAGACUGGAAUGGAGCUGGAGCUCACACCAAUUACAGUACAAAGUCGAUGAGGGAGGAAGGAGGGUACGAGGUUAUCAAGAAGGCAAUCGAGAAGCUGGGACUGAGACACAAAGAUCACAUUGCGGCGUAUGGAGAAGGAAACGAGCGGCGGCUCACCGGACGCCACGAGACAGCGGAUAUCAACACCUUCCUCUGGGGUGUGGCGAAUAGAGGGGCAUCGAUCCGGGUAGGACGUGACACCGAGAAGGCCGGGAAAGGGUACUUCGAGGACAGGAGGCCGGCGUCGAACAUGGAUCCGUACGUUGUUACUUCCAUGAUUGCAGAGACCACAAUCCUCUUGAACCCAUGAAUUUCCUCUCCUUUGGGUCAUGGGCAGAGAAAAAAAUAAAACCGGAGAUCUAUUACAUGGAUGAUGCUUUGAUCUGGUGGUGGUUUUUUCUUCUGGUGAUGUCUUGUGUAUGUGUCUUUCUUGCAGUUUCUUUGCUUCUGCUUCUUCAUUCUUGUUUCCCCCAUUGAAAACCUGUCUUUGUACUGAUUCACCGUUUUAAGACAAGGGUUUAUUUCCCGAUAAUAAAACUGGCGUUUUAUUUUUA